GAUUGUGAGUCUGAGAAAGUGGAAAAAACAAACUGUAUCUCUGAAUAAUAUCCUUAAACUUUAAAUGACACAUUCUGGCUGUUCUGUGGAAAAGUAUUUUGAUAAUUAAUGUCAUAUUUUUCACAGUUUUUAUUGAAAACAUCUGAUUUAGUGUGUGUGCAUGUGUGUUUAGAAUGUUCCCUGUAGAACUGAAGAACUCAUAAAGAAUUCUAGAACUCUUCAUACCAUGUUUAAAAAUCAACAACAUCUGUAGAAUAUCUUCAUUAGACGGACAUCGGCUGAACUGACAACACCUCUAGUGUUAUAUAAUAUUAGUAUAGAUUAUUAUCAGAACAACUUAAACAAGUAAGUAUUCUUCCUUUCUUUCUCUCUCUGUAGCUCACAUUACCACCUGUUUCUUCUCUUUUUUUUCAGCUUAGUUAGAAAGUGAUCAACAAAGAAAAAUGGCAGAAAGUAGUUUCGAGUUAUCAUUUUCUUCUUCUGCCCGUGAUGCAAACGAGCUGCCCACUGACUUCAAGUUCAUGAAGCUUCUGGGAGCGGGCACUUUUGGAAAAGUGGUGAGGUGUUUGAAGAAAGACACCAAUCAGACCGUGGCUGUUAAGAUCCCCAAGUUUCUGGAAGAAGACAGCACUGAGGUUUCCACAAUGGAAAAGUUAAUGUGCCAGAAACUGGACCAGUCCAACAUCAUCCAGUUCUUAGGCUGGUUUGAUACCAGUGUUGGGAAGGCCAUGGUGUUCGAGUCUCUCGACAUCAGCUUGGAGGACUUCAUCCGAACGGGAAAAUGUCUCCCCAUGCAGCUGAGUGAUGUCAGUUUUAUUAUCCAGCAGGUAAGAACACACACAAACUCUGAAAUAAACUAUAAUAUAUCAAUAUCUGAAAUACACAGAGAUAAUGCAAUGUUUCUCAAAAUAGCUGCUGCAUAAGAAUAACAGUGCAUGAUUAUUAUUUGACUAUUUAUUUAUUAUUUUUUAACUAUUUGGUUGUUUUAAUUCUUUGUUAUGUAUCUGUAGACAUUUUGUGUUAUUUCUGAAAAAAUAUUUCUUUCUUAUAUUUCUAAUUUUCAUUCAUUCAUUAACCUUAUCUGCUUAUCCGCACUCCGGUUGCGGAGGGCUGGAGCCGAUCCCAGCUGACAUUGGGCGAGAGGCGGGUUACACCCUGGACUGGUCCCCGGACCAUCGCAGGGCUUAUAUAAUAUAGAUAAAUAAAUAUAAUUUAUGAUAAGAACACUUUAAACCAUCGUACUUCCUCUGACACGCGUCCUUUUUGUCCUCACAGCUCGCCACGGCGUUUGACGCUCUAAAGGGCAUCGGGCUGAUUCACACUGACUUGAAAC
Molecule: messenger RNA, 1333 nt
Organism: Centropristis striata (black sea bass)
Lineage: Eukaryota; Metazoa; Chordata; Actinopteri; Perciformes; Serranidae
Product: homeodomain-interacting protein kinase 2-like
Exons: 2
Coding region: 444-923 (159 amino acids)
Biological process (GO): protein phosphorylation
Cellular component (GO): nucleus
Molecular function (GO): protein kinase activity; ATP binding
Source: RefSeq, a predicted model, not a curated record